AUGGCGGAGCACCUCGCUGUGGAGGACGAACACCUGGAUCUCAAUGACAUCAACUUCAUCUGGAUCUCAGCCGAGGUGUCUGACGACAAAUACAUCCGCGCCAGAGUCACCAGACAGGAGUUCUUCAACACGGGAGCUAUAGUCUACGAGGUGACCGUGAUGGACAGAGGGAUGUUUCCGGGUCAGGCCCUGGCAGGGGAGCGUCUGCAGUACGUGAGCGUGCUGUUGAAGGUGGGCAACUCGGAGAUGCAGUGCUACCAGGACAGAGAAUCAGGAAUGUCCCUCACGGGCCAGCACAAUGUGCCUGUCUACAUUGGCUGUGCUCCAGGAAACCGGCUGGCGUUCGACAUCAGCACCACUCUAGAGCAGUGCACCCGCCUCAACAAGCGCUACUUCAACUGCCCCAAGCCUGACCCCAUCAUGCCCUGCUUCUUCUACAAUGACAUGUUCUAUCCCUUCUUCCUGAUCCAGGACAUGGUUUCUGGAAAGUCGGAGCCGUUCCUUGGGAGCUAUACCUUCAAGAUUGUGGGUGGAGGGCCAUUCUCCAAAGACAACAUACGCCUCUUCUCUCCAGAAGAGGUGAUGAGGUACAACAGUCUCAACUUCAGCUCCUCAAAGACCAUGGUCUGGAUGUUUGACGAUGUGAAUCCCUCGUUGAACGUCACCAAAGAGGGUUAUGUGGUCCUGCAUGGCACCACCAACAGAAUCAAGUGGCUGUGCCAGAGGUAUUCCCCCUGCGGUGACUUGCCAGCUCUGAGGCUCCAGGCUCCAGACUACUUCUUCAUCAUUGAGAUCUCAAACAAGGACGUAGAUUUGAGUACCUACUGUGACUAUGCGCUGCAGUUUACCCUCCACGUGCAUGGCUUCCCAUUGGAUCCUCACAGGGGACUGUUCUACAUGCUGAUGACUUUAGCCACCUUCUCGGCAAUCCUCUUCAGUUUCAUCGUGUACAACUGCUGCGGCCCAAGCUUCCAGCGCCUGGCUCAGCUGACCUACAUGGCCGCCCAGCAGUGGAACAAGGCAGACACUGAUUCUGACAUCUCCUUAAGAGACAGUGAGCAUAGUGUACUCAGACAACUCGAAUGAAUCCACGGCCAGCUUU
Hypomesus transpacificus is the source of this 1102-nucleotide messenger RNA. Its product is annotated as cation channel sperm-associated protein subunit gamma-like. The coding region runs from base 1 to 1086 and encodes 361 amino acids. Gene Ontology annotation, cellular component: sperm principal piece; motile cilium; CatSper complex. The record is from RefSeq and is a predicted model, not a curated record. The transcript is spliced from 12 exons. Lineage: Eukaryota; Metazoa; Chordata; Actinopteri; Osmeriformes; Osmeridae.